Messenger RNA from Phoenix dactylifera (date palm), 2743 nucleotides. NCBI's taxonomy places the organism in Eukaryota, Viridiplantae, Streptophyta, Magnoliopsida, Arecales, Arecaceae. The record is from RefSeq and is a predicted model, not a curated record.
UUCCAGGGGAGUUGUCUCGAGAGAAACCAUUGAAAGAUUUGGGCACCACCUUUCCCCAAUCCCCCAUCUAUGCCACUGUUCCAAUUAAAAACCACUGCUCUCAUCCUGUCCACUUGCUGGUAAAACCUCCACAUUUACAGUAGGUGACCACAGGCUCACGCACCCCAUUUCUCCUCCAACACCAGCUUAUAUAUAUAUAUUACUCCUCACCAUUACUCAUUCUGGAUGGAGACAUUCUCCACCGGCUGGUAUAUCCUUUAUAUCAAGACUUGGGCUCACAACCUAUACACACACAACAAAUAUUACCUUUGUUAAAAGAUUGCAGGGGAUCAGUUGGCCAUGUGGGGCAGCAGGGCAAAGCUCCCCAUCUGUGUAUUUGAACUCACUUUUGAGUGAUUCUUCUUGCUGUCUGCUUUAAGUCCCAUCCCUGAUAACACUACAGUGAUCUUCAACUUUUACUAUUCGAUCGAUUUAAUAAAAGGCCUCAGUCAUCGACUAUGACCAGUUGUUGACAAUGUAGGACGGUAUCUGUCACCUCGAGAUUUAUUUCUUUUUGGUAUGUGUUUAUAGGUUUGAGAUUCUCUUUUGGGGGUAUGGUUUUGAGCUAUGUAAUAUGUUGCUGAAGCAAAUGAUACUGAGGUUUUGCAUGUUAGAUGGGUUGCAGGUCACUGAUCACAGCAGUAGGAUGCCUGAGGCUGGCAAUGUAGGUUGUCUCUGGCUUCCUUUCUGUUCAAGUUUGACAAACAAUUGCGUAUUAGAUCUUUUCAUAGCAGCAAGAUUUUUCAGGUCAUGACAAGCAGUAUUCGCAUUGCUGUUGAGCAAGUCAUGAGCAAGUUUGGCAGUAUAUAAGGCUGCCCUCUCUACAGUUAUUACUCAGGACAGAGUGACACUGGAUUCACUGUCCUCAUCUGAGGUUGGAGAAGUAUCGGGUGAUUUGUAUGCUUGCAGUUCAAUUGGCAGUUAAUAGCAGCAGAACAUAGUGUGAGUAGUGUGAGAAUGUUAUUAAUGGACCAUGCUUGGUAACUAGUAUUUGUUACACCUGAGCUUUUGAUGCUGUAGUAUUGUAUUUAUUCCUAUCAUUGCUUCAGGUUCGAUGUUUUGGUUUUCUGGAGCAAGGCAAGUUCAUACCAAAUGCCAACAUUGCUUGCAGCCAUAGUUGGAGGACUCAUUGGAGCUAUUGCAUCAUUGGUGAUUGUUGUUUGGUUUCUUUGGUUUUGUAUACUGCACCGUAGAUUCCCCUCGAAUAGAAAUUCUGAGACUGGUUCGUCGGACCCUCCAACUAUAGUAGAAUGGAGUAGGAGAGGUCGGAUCUCCUUUGCUGGUGGCGGCCAUGCAACUGAACAUCAGGGAGCUAGGCAAUUUACGCUUGAAGAAUUGAGCCAGGCUACAAAGAGUUUUGAUGAGUGCAAUCUUGUCGGCAGUGGCAGCUUUGGCUUGGUGUACAAGGGUUUGCUUCUUGAUGGUACUAUUGUAGCAAUUAAAAUGCGUCGAGGUUCUCCACAGCCAGAAUUUGUGGAAGAGGUUAAAAAACUAUCGGAGAUCUGCCAUCGUAAUCUUGUUACUCUUAUUGGUUAUUGCCAGGAAGGUGGUCUCCAAAUGCUAGUUUUCGAAUAUUUGCCUAAUGGAAGCAUCAGCCAUCAUCUAUAUGAUACUGGGCGAGAUAUAGCGAUGAGACUAGAAUUUAAACAGAGGCUCUCUGUAGCUAUAGGAACUGCUAAAGGCUUAAACCAUCUGCAUAGUCUUGUACCUCAAGUAGUACACAAAGACUUCAAAUCGAGCAAUGUCUUGGUUGAUGAAAACUUCAUUGCAAAGGUAGCAGAUGCAGGUAUAGCUAAAUUACUUCAAAGACUCGACAAUGCUGGCCCAUCUCGGUCAUCUGAUGGCAAUGUCUUCCAGGAUCCAGAGGUUGAAGAAUUUGGUGCUCUUUCUGAAGCCAGUGAUGUGUACAGUUUCGGCGUGUUUCUUCUGGAACUCAUAACUGGUCGAGAAGCUGCACAUCUUCUCUCUCCAGAAUCAGAAGAAAGCUUGGUCCAGUGGGUGGAAGGUCAUCUAGUUUCAAAUGAUCUCAUCGAUCGACGAUUGGGUAGCAGUUUCACUUCUGAAGGGAUGAAAGACUUAAUUGGGCUAACUCUUCGAUGCUUGAAUCCAUCCGGGAGGGGGCGACCGAAGAUGAGUUCUGUUGCCACAGAGCUCGAUCGGAUUCUGGAGACGGAGAUGACGCUGACGACGGUCAUGGGUGAUGGUACUGCCAUAGUGACCCUUGGGAGCCAGCUGUUUAAUUCUUCAUGAAGAACAAAAGACCCAUUAGGACUUGGACUGUGCAGUAUGCCUGCUUUCCAGCCCUAAGUAGCAGUUUCUGGCUGCACAUUAUUAUCAAUUUUUUUUCUUAUAAUGUGCAGCCACAGCGUUCCAUAUUAAAGAUUAAUUGUUACAGCUGCAUGGUGUUGAGCUCAGGUUUUCUAUAUGGUAUACCUUGUUAAACUUCAAGCUCUGUGUGUUGGUUAACUCAAAUCUGUUGCUGGGGUUCUGGUAGUCUGCAAGUCACUUGUAGUUUUGGAGAAGAGGAGUCCCAAGCAAGGUAUUGGCGUUUGUAGUUGUUUGUGACCUGAUGCUUCUUCCUUUGUUAACUUCUAACUUCAAGAAUGUCAUUAUAUAUGCUUCCUUCUCCCAGAGGGAAGAAAAACAGAGCACUAUCAAGUUCAGUUGUUUUUAAGCAUCAAAGCUGCAGGGUAACAGAUUGAAG